GAAAUCUAGGCUCUCGAGAAUGGCAGCCAGCGGGUGAGGCGCCUGGCCUUGUCCUCUCAUUGGGUCCCCCUCGGCGGGAGCGUCCUCGCUUCUUGCACACCUCUUGCUUUGCGCGCACGAAGACGGACGGAGAGUCUGCGGCGAGUGGCUCCGAUCUCCCAGGCCGGGUUUUAGAGCGCCAGAGCCGACUGGACACGGGACUGGCAUCGCCUGUUUGGGAUCAGCGGGGAUACGUCGUUGCAAACCCGACCGGGAUACCUGGGCAGAUUCAUCAUAAAACAUGGGAUGCGGACCGGCAGAAAGGGCUUUGCUGCUUGGCGCUGUUCUUGUGAUUACGACUGUAUGUUCUUCUCAACACCUUAAUUCAGUUGAAAAGAAUGGUGUUUUCUUUUCUGGUUUGCCACGGCCAGACUCCGAGCUGAAUACGAUUACAGAACAAGAUACCCCCCGGAACACACCAAGCAGGGCUGGACUUCCGAACAAAAAAUUAGGUGGCACCAACCGCCAGCUCACAGGAACCACACCGUUUGACUUUCGAUUCAAUUCUGCCAAGCCAGACAGCAGAUUCACUCUUCUCAGAACAACACCCAGACCCGAUAUCGCAGGAACUUUGCAGACGACAAGAGCUGCGUUUUUCACGACAGACAAGCGUGCGACGAGCAGAGCAACAACAGCAAGACCAACUUUGCCGCCUACAACGACGCGAAUACCAACCCAAGCUCCAGUACGUACUCCAUCGCGGCCUGUGUUCUCUGGAGGAACCAACUUGACACCGCCAAAGACAACAGUUACAACAGCUGCCAACUCGAGAGCGACCAAUGGGCCAACGGCACCCCAAGGAACGCUGUCCUUCUCCUUCAGGAGGGCAUCGCUGACCACAGGAGGUAAUCAGAGCCCUCCUGAGAUACUUACAGCGAGUGCGCCGUCAAUCGAAGACAUCAGUACCCCGGGUGAAGCUACGCAAGGAACUCCAAGGCAGCCUGUUGUCUCAACCGGAAGGACGUCACCUGCGAGACCAACCGCAUUUCAAAGUCGAGCUCCGCCAGUAGCCAGUCAAAGGCCACCCGCACCCACAAGAGCAACUGCGACACCUGCAGCCCGGUCGACCACAGUGGCGACUCGAAACACUCAAGGAGAAAGGACAACCCGCAUAGGUACAGAGUCAGCGCCAGCAUUGGGACUCAGCUUCACCAGGAUUGCGUCAACUAAUCAAGGAUCUCGGGAACCACAGAGAACAACAACAGAAAGAAGAUUUCCAACUAGACCCUCCUCUACAUCAGGCUCGAUUACACAAAGGACACAAACGCUUCCCACAACAAGGGCAACAUUGCCGCCAACAAUCAAGUCAAUCACAAUCCCAAGAACACGAACUCAGGGGACACAAAAGCUUCCCACAACAAGGGCAACAUUGCCGCCAACAAUCAAGGCAAUCACAAUCCCGAGAACACAAACUCAGGGGACACAAAAGCUGCCCACAACAAGGGCAACAUUGCCACCAACGGUCAGGUCAAUCACAAUUCCAAGAACUGAAACUCAGGGAACUCAACAGACUCCACUCCGAUUUGCUUUCUGCGACAAGGUGCUCUGCAGCCGGUCUUGUCGGCAGAAAUUCGGGCCCAAGCUGAAUUCCUCUGACUGCCUAAACAACGCCUGCAAGUGCGAAGUUGACGAAGGCUGCAAGCCAGAUGUGUGUUUGGCUCGGUGCCGAGAAUCGAGCACAAAUCUCAGGAGCGCAGUCUGUGAAGACGGCACUUGCAAGUGUCUUUCAAGAGAAAGAUGCACAUCUUCCCGCUGCAUCGACCAGUGCCGUAGGACUCACGCGGGCAAGGAGGUCCUCAGCGCAAGUUGCCAAGGGGAAACCUGCCAAUGCGCCAUUAAGAGACCAUGCAACAUCGAAGACUGCACGAAGAACUGUCAAAAAGCCCAGGGGAAUCGGCUCUUCAGUGCAGAGUGCAGCGACCAAGACAUCUGCAGGUGUCUUCAUACGUAAAAUGGAAUAAAAAGAUCCCACAUUCAAAGAU
This is a messenger RNA of Ixodes scapularis (black-legged tick), 2021 nucleotides long. Its product is annotated as zonadhesin. Lineage: Eukaryota; Metazoa; Arthropoda; Arachnida; Ixodida; Ixodidae. The record is from RefSeq and is a predicted model, not a curated record. The transcript has 27 exons. The coding region runs from base 281 to 1990 and encodes 569 amino acids.